Molecule: messenger RNA, 1995 nt
Organism: Xylaria bambusicola
Lineage: Eukaryota; Fungi; Ascomycota; Sordariomycetes; Xylariales; Xylariaceae
Exons: 4
Coding region: 1-1995 (664 amino acids)
Biological process (GO): DNA-templated transcription; regulation of DNA-templated transcription
Molecular function (GO): zinc ion binding; DNA-binding transcription factor activity, RNA polymerase II-specific; DNA binding
Source: RefSeq, a predicted model, not a curated record
AUGACACGUAGUGCCGCAAAUAUCACAAAAGCCUGUGAGGUAUGCAGGAAAGCCAAGCUACGAUGUGAUGGUGAUACACCGUGCCGACGGUGCGUCGACAAGGGGAGACAAGCCGACUGUGAGUACCGUGAACGGCCUCGGGUGAGGAAGCAGACUCGCCGUCCUCAGCCUCAAAAAGACUCCGAGUAUACUUCUCCUGCUAGCCACUCCAGUCAGCAAGUUGGCGGAGUAGUUGAGCGCAACGUAGCCCAGCCAGAACCUUACCGCCAGAGUGUGGCAGCAACCCAUGAGUAUGCAUCUGACUGUAUCUUUACUUCACGGUUAUUCUAUGGCCCCUCAUCGUCCUUCGCUUUCUCGCAACAGGUAUAUCGAAUACUAUGGCAGUCUGGUGAACAGAUUCACAAUGAUCACAACUCGGACACAGUCCAAGAAGGAGGCCCAGGACUUAGUCUCUUGAAACAACGAGCAAUAUUCUUCGGAAUUCCAACCAGAGUGGACGUGAGCUCUAUUUCCCAAUCGAUUAAUCAACACAGGCUCUGUGAUUGGCUCCCCCUAAAUGAGGCCGAGAAACUCUUAGGGCAUUUCAUCUCAACCAAUAUUUUCCAGAUUCCGUUCUUCUCUCCAGUCGAAAUGACUGAUCUGCUUCACAGUGUGUACAACAGCGAAGCAAGCGCAUCUCUGUCGCCUCAAGUAAAGGCGGUAGUAUUGGCCAUCUUGGCCAAUGGAGCUUUGAACACAUCUGAUACUUAUCUUGCCGAGUCGUUGUUCGUCCGCGCGAAACAAGAAGUAGCAGCUUGUGAUGACGAGGUCAGUUUGACUAUGACCCAUUUAUCACUACUACUCGCAACAUACCAGAAUAACAUAGGCCGCCCCCAUUCGUCCUAUCUUCAUACUGGAGUUGCCUCAAGGAAGAUUUUCGCAAUGGGGUUGCACAGCUAUGGCCCUGAAGGCAACGCUCGCCCCGAUAUGAUACAAAAACGGCGCAUCAUGGCCUGGAGCGUGUAUUAUCAUGAAACCAUGCAUGCGCUUUUCUUGGGCCGUGAGAGCACGUACAAGAAGGCGAGCAUCCGAACGCCUUUUCCUGACAACCAACCCACUCUUGUUGGCCUGUGCAAAUUAGCUCAAAUUGCGGAAGAUAGUGCAGCCACGAUAUACGGGUCAACCUGUGCAUCAUUGUGGCAGUUAUACCAAGCCGCAGAGAAGAUACACGGCAGACUCCAGGCCUGCGCGGAGGAGCUGGGGAUAGCGUCAUCGGCUGCGGCUGCUCGCUCAUCGAUGUUUACUCCAACUGCAAUAUUGCUUUUACACAAUAUUUACUAUCAUACUCUGCUCCUCACAUUCCGGCCUUUCCUGAUUGCCGAAUUUGCGUUACAUCUGAAACAACCCUCGGCAUCAAGAAAUCGGAAUCAGAUGUGGUUAAUACGGGCCCGUAGGAUAGCUAUAGAGGCUGCACAAGACUGUAUAGUAUACAUGAAUGAAGCUUACCAUGACUUCCAUUCAUGUCGAACGAUUCGCUUUAAUGCUUUCUUUCUUGAAUCUAGUAGCCAAGCGCUAUGCUACGAUAUGUUAAGGAAUCCAUCCAAACUAUCUUAUAAUAAAGAAUAUCUCAGGACAGCAUUGAACUGCUUAGAGCAGAUGGUCAAGGACGAACCGAUGGUACAUACCGAAUCAUCAAUGACGGAAACACUGCGAAUUGUGGAACAGCACCUCUCGACGAAUAGAACUGAGCAAGGGAUACUGGAACACGGCGGGAAUGGCGAACGGACGAGUCCCACAGGAGAUGUAUCUCAUCAGCAACACGCCGGUUCUAUUCCCACGGUAACACACGAUUUCCUAGUAGAUGAAUCAGAACAUAUGAUUUACUUGAACGGCACUACUAGUUUACCGGAUCCCCUUAUCCAGUCUCAAAACCCCAAUUUCUUCACCACCGAUCUAUUCAAUUUCUUCCCGCUGGACACAAUAUCAGAUGACUCUACUAGUCCGUGGCACGUGUAA